Molecule: messenger RNA, 2247 nt
Organism: Torulaspora globosa
Lineage: Eukaryota; Fungi; Ascomycota; Saccharomycetes; Saccharomycetales; Saccharomycetaceae
Gene: DSL1
Product: Dsl1p
Exons: 1
Coding region: 1-2247 (748 amino acids)
Biological process (GO): mitotic spindle assembly checkpoint signaling; endoplasmic reticulum to Golgi vesicle-mediated transport
Cellular component (GO): RZZ complex
Source: RefSeq, a predicted model, not a curated record
AUGAACGUCGGGCUGACAUCUGUGGGCGAUGAAAUAGGCUCAAUACUGGGAAAUAGGGACGAAAUCGCGCGACAACUGGGCAAUGAUCCUCUGUUCAGGAAUAAUGAACACGGCGAAUCUUCAGACAUUGGCACGGAAGCGAUUUUAAGACGAGAGAAGGAAUUGAGCAGUGAGUUGCAUGAUUUCACUGCUUUGAAGACUGUUCCUGGCCUUAUAUUGGAGUUUAAGACGAAUUUACGGCUGUUGGAGCUUGAAAACUGCUUCUACUCACUACAAGCGUUGCGCCGAAAACUACACGCAAAUUUCGCUAUUAUCAACCGCAGUUUUGGACUGCAGCGGUCCGUAGCCACGUAUGUCGACAAUAUGCAUUUGGACCUCGUUAACACACUUUUUGCAACGUUGAAGGAUGGUUUUUGGAAAAUAAGUGCGGAUGCGAUCGAUUUCCAAUCAACUGUCGCUCACGGUGAGGACCAGGUUCAGGUACAGUAUGCCGACCUGAUGGAGUCUGUGGAAAAUCUUUACUUCCCCUCCGGCCAAUUGGAUCCUAAAUUGUGGAUUAUCUCAGACAUGGUUCUGGGGACUUUACAGGAAACAUUGCGUGAUAAAUUGAAUACAAUUCUGAACGAGCACGUCAAACUUUCUGGAAUCAUUAUUGCCAUCAAAUCUUCCUUAUUUGCUGAGAAUAAGCAGUUUGUAUUGACCAAUAACAACAGUAAGCUGCUUUUCGAAAAUUCGAUGAAAAUUGGGGAUGAAAAGGUUGAAGAAACUGCGAAUUCUUUCAAGAGUCUUCUACUGUUCAUGCGGGAGACUGUUGUCCUGCGGGACCGGAAAAUCUUGGCCCAAAAGUUGGGUUCAUUAAUUGCCACUGAGUUGGCCGAGUUCAUAAAAGCCAAUUCGUCUGUUGUAUUUCGACCAGAGAAUGCGCAGCUUAGGUUUAUCAUUGAGGGAGUAAAUGAGGAUCUCGUCAAGUUAUCAACAGAAACUAAUAGCUGGAGUUACGACGGCGCCGCAAUUAACGAUCUGUUCAAUAAUGACCAAAUUCCUAGGAACCUUCAGAUAGACAAGGUUUUUCAUGACCAAGUGACAGAGUUACGAGUAUUUUUUGCCGACAAAGCAUGGCAAAGACUGGAGGUUGUCGCGUCAGCGGCAGCUCCUCUGUCACCCGCUCAAAGUCCUGCUCGAAGAAAGAGGCUACCGUCGUCUUCCAAAAGAUCAAUAAAUAGUGACUGGGGGUGGGAAGAGAAGACAGGGUGGGAUGAGCAUAUGGAUCUCGAUUUAGGCGAAAAGCACUCAGCAAGCGAAGUAGCCAGCACCGAGUCCAGGAAGGAUACGGCCAGUGAUGCCGCAGAUGAUGCGUGGGACGAGGCCUGGAAUAUAGAAAUCGAAGAUGACGAGUCCGAGAAGCAAAAAAGUGCUGAUAAUGAUCUAGAUGAUUCUGAAGUUAGAGUGACUCAGCUACCAGCAAAAAUCACUGCCUUGGUGAGAGACUUCGACGAAGGCUGUCAUGGAUCAGGGCAAGAAAUCGAUGAAUCUUACUACAAGCAUAAGCUAAAUGUGCUGCAGACUACUAUCAUGGCAAUUGCCAGUCGUCAAUACCGGAAUAAUUGGUGGCAGUUGCACAUCGAUCUGAAGCAAAUUAUUCAACUUAAUCCAUGCUUAACUCGCCUGCAAGAGCUGACCGUCAACAAUUUGGACCUGUACCUCAAUACCAGCGAAAGCGUUGUCUAUAAGCUAGUCUGUCAGCAGCUAAACGAAUUGAAACAAAACGAAAGAUAUUGUUCGUGGAAUGUAACUGUCGAUCAAUUGCUCCCAUUCGUCAAGACCAAAAUUCUCGAACCGCUUGUUAUGAUUGGUAACAACGACAGUCAACGCCCUUUAUGUUCAUUCCUUCGAUUCCUAUAUGAAGAGUGUGUUAUCAAGAAUAUCCUACAAUGGCAGAUAAUAUCCGAAAGAAGUUCGGAGAACCUUUCAGAGUUCGUUUCUCUCUUAUAUUCUGGAACAGAGAUUUCUGCUUUAAACGGCAACAAGAGCUACAGAGAGUGCCGUGAAAAGUUCGCAAUCAUUGGCAAGUUUUUGCCGCUACACUUGAAGGACAUCAUGGAAAUGUUCUACAAUGGAGAUUUUUACCUCUUCACAACUGACGAAUUAGUCCGGUGGAUUGUGCUGUUGUUCGCUGAAACGCCACUAAGAAGAAAUGCAAUCGACGACAUAUAUGAGAUCAGGAACGCCGAUGUCGGAGAGGAUUGA